Bathycoccus prasinos is the source of this 2055-nucleotide messenger RNA. RefSeq names its product major facilitator superfamily MFS_1. The record is from RefSeq and is a predicted model, not a curated record. The transcript has a single exon. Bases 1 to 2055 code for a protein of 684 amino acids. Gene Ontology annotation, biological process: transmembrane transport. Gene Ontology annotation, molecular function: transmembrane transporter activity. NCBI's taxonomy places the organism in Eukaryota, Viridiplantae, Chlorophyta, Mamiellophyceae, Mamiellales, Bathycoccaceae.
AUGAAUACGUACCACAUCUCCAUGAGUUCGAACGUCAUGUCACAAAGUCGCCAAUUCGUCGAAUUAUUCUCAUUCUGCAAUUCGAGCAAACGAUUUAGAAAUAGAAUAGAUCCAACCAGGUUUCAGAUCCAACCUCGGAGAAAAAUGGUUAAAAAUUCAGUAAAUUCAGAGGAUUUCUCCGAUUCAGGAAAAGUUGGAAAAAAUGCAUACACAGGAGGAGUUGAAUCUACAAGAUGGCAAUAUAAUGGAAAUGAACUCGAGGUGAAUCAGCUUGAAAUUGAAGAAGAUGAUAUUGGUCUGAAGAAGAUCGGUGUUGGUGCGGGGUUAGUCCAAUACUUAAUAUGUCGACUUCCAGGAAUGCGUAGGAAGAAACUUCCAAAGAUUGUUUCAAAUGCAGUUGACAAUUUAAGCAUCUGGGCAUUGGCGACUUGUGGGUUUUUAUGGACAAGUUCAACAUGCAUGGUUUUUUCAUUGCUACCUGUAUUUUUGCACUCCGAACUUGGAUUCAGCAACACUCGAAUAGGUGCUGUAGAAGGUUUUGCACUUGUUGUAUCAAAUUUUAGCAGAGUCUUUAGCGGUGUCUUGUCAGAUAUGUUGAAAUCUCGUGUCAAAGUGAUUGCUGUUGGUAGUGUCAUGACAGCUAUGAUGAAAUUAGUGCUCGCAAGUGCAUUAUCUGUGCAAUGGGUUGUGAUGGCAAAGCUUCUCGACAGAUUUGGGAAAGGGAUCCGAGCUGCUCCAACUGAUGCAUUAAUUGCUGAUCUAUCUCCGCGUCCAAAACGUAGCAGUUCUUAUGGUUUACACCAAAGUAUGACAACAUUGGGUGGAGUUUUAGGAUCGAUUGCGGCCGUUGUUUGCAUGAAAUUAUCACAAAACAACUUCCGUGCAACAUUCACUGCCGCUUCAGUUCCUUCUAUUUUUGCCAUAGUUAUUUUAUUAUCUUAUGUGAAAAAUCCUCAGAGAGCAAUGAAAAAACCAAAUUAUACUCCUCGCCCUGGCCGAGGUCGUGGUUUACCGAGCUGGAGGCGUCACGCUCGUGGACCACUUGCAAUGCCGCAUCUUCGUGCAAGAUGGAGGCGUAUAGAGUGCCGUGAUACGAGUAGGGAUGUUGCAUGGCAUCAUAGACAGCGAGCCUGGAAAAAUGUUCGAGAGUGGUUACUACAAAUUCAAAAACGAGCAGUUGUUGUGGCUCCUUUUUUAGAUCAAGUCGUUGAAGGUUUAGACGAUGGAGAAUUUUCUCCAAGGAGCACAGUUCAGCUAAAACGAACACCUUCUGGAACAAUGAUAAAAAAGGUCGAUAGAGAAGCUCAGCAACAUAAGGAUACUCAAGCGCUCGGCUCAGAAGAUCUGCAGGAGCGAGCCUAUAUUUGGGCUGAUGACCCGUGGGCCGACGAAGAAAAGAGCCGAGCAACUUCGAGUGGAGAUAGAACAAAAAAUGUGAAAAAAAGUAGUGACAUGAUAGUUGGCUGGGGGGAGUGGAGCUGGAGUUGGUCUGAAGCUGUUCAGCUUCCCAGGGAAUUCUGGCGAGCUCUCUUUGUUUUCUCUAUUCUAAAGGUAGCUCGCUUUAGUGAAGCUUUCGUAACUUUGCAUGCUCGAGCAAUCGGGAUGCAAGUUGCAUACUUGCCAAUACUUAUGUUUGCAACAAAUAUAGUUCAGUCAAUUCUUACGUAUCCAUUGGGAGUCAUAGCGGACAAAGGCGAUUUAAAUGGAGCAUCCGGUAGAAAAUUCAUGCUCCUUGGCGGUUUUGCAGUCAUGGUACUUGCAGAUAUUGUACUAGUACUUGCUAAAGUUCCAUGGCAUGUUUUUGUUGGCUAUCUAAUUGUUGGUGUUCAUAUGUCAAUGACGCAAGGAAAUAUGAAAGCUGUUCUUUCUGCAACCAUGCCACCGAAUGUUCGUGGAACAGGUUUUGCCAUUUCAGCUUUAUCCCAGGGUUUAGCACUUGGACUUGGGAACUAUAUGGCAGGUUUUCUUUGUGAUUUGCUCGGAAGUAGCGGGGCAUUCUGGGGAGGCAUGUGCUGGAGUAUAUUUGCACUCGGUUCUGGCUGGCUUUUACUAUAG